Molecule: messenger RNA, 6887 nt
Organism: Anarrhichthys ocellatus (wolf-eel)
Lineage: Eukaryota; Metazoa; Chordata; Actinopteri; Perciformes; Anarhichadidae
Gene: sertad4
Product: SERTA domain containing 4
Exons: 4
Coding region: 3366-4544 (392 amino acids)
Cellular component (GO): nucleus
Source: RefSeq, a predicted model, not a curated record
UGUGAUAUAGGUAGUUGUGGCAUUUUGUCGUUGAGUGUGAGAGUUUCUGAAUUUAUCGGUAUUUAGAACAAAGUAACCCACUUCUUGAUCGUCUGCCAUAUACUUUAUAUACAGUAAAUGUUUUCAUAUCUAUUUUUGUAUCAAUAAUGACAGUUCCAUAGUGGAUCAGAUAUUAACCCACCCUGUGAGCAAUACUAUUGUGAAUUGCUAUUGUUUAUUCUGGUACUUUAUUCAAUGUUUUAGAGGAGAAAGUAACACAGUUAUGUCUUACAGCUCUGGUCCUCUUCACAUUCCCUUCGGAGCUCCUCUCCAAACAAUCUGUCGAGACUUUUUUUUUUUUUAGCUUUGAUGCUUUUUAACAGUGUGAAACAGAAGCACAGCCUUUACAGCACAACAGUGAAACACACCGAGUGAAAGACGGCACGGCACACUUGUGUACGUGCAAAGAGGCAUCAAAUCGUUUGAAUCCAAAAGUCCAAAUCCACUCUUGCAAUAUUUGUUUUGUUAUCAGCCUGGAUCAUUUGAUUUGACUUCAGUCAAUUAAUUCUUAUGCGUCGCUGUUUAACAGCCUGCAGGAAGUGUUGAAUCAACAGAAGGUGUGCAGGAAUGCAACAGAUCUUCCACGCCGUCAGUGGGUGUGUGAUAGUCAAGACUGUAUUAGUUGCCUUUUGUGCAUCCUGAAUUAACGAACAUUGGUGCCAAAAAGGUUAUUCAACAACCCUUUGCAGAAAUAAAUUAAGUUAGAAAGAAUUAGCAGCUGAAAAACUCUCACUUUCCCUAUGUGUGCCACACAACCUAUUGUUGGUGUGAUUAAAGUGCCACUUAUUUUCAAGACCUCUUGCUACCAACCUGUGGAAGUAAAAAUAGGUUAUGAAGUUAUGCUAUUUAUUCAGUAAUUUUUAAAUGCCAACGUUAAGUUUAUAGUAAGACGGGUUAUUUAUCACAACUAGGUCAGCUGUGUUUAAAAUUCAGGCGAUUAUGGCCUUCAGUUGCUUCUGUGCAAACCAACACAAAGACCUGAGUAGAACUUCCAGCUCUUUGUUCUGCUGAUCUUUCACAAGAUGUGUACCACGAAUAAGGUUUUUUAAAUAGUACAUUUAUGCUUUGCAGUAUUGUUUCUUUUGUAUUGAUUUUUUUUGAAAAAUGCUGUUUUUUUAAUGCUGGUUUCAAUUGGUGAUGUUAUUUAUUUUUUCCUAUUUAUUAGGAAACUACCUAUGCCACCGCCGGCAUUGGUGCCUUACUGUUUUUCACUCGGCAACCUUGUGUGACAGUGUCUUAAUGUACUUGUACUUGUACUUUUCUUCUGUACUUCAGGCUGGGUUUGAUUUGUAAAAUAUCUUACAAGUUGAUUUAUGAUAGAGAGAAUUUAUAUGUGAUAUUAUUGUUUAAAGAAAACUAAAAAAAACACACUUCUGUGGGAGCAAUUUGUUGUCCAUCUCAUCUCACCUCACCCAUUCACCCUAAAGCAACUACACUCAUGUUCAUAUGAGCAAACUUCUACUUUGUACUCUUUAGUUUUCUUUUCAUACCGUGAGGUUGAGCAGCUCAGCCCUAAAAGUUAUUUUGACAAAACGUCCCCAUCACCACUAAACAACCAACAGGUGGAGCAAGUAUUGCAUUUUGCUGCUUAUUUGGCAAUGUUUUGCAAAUUUGACCUUCACUAAUUUUAUACAAACUUUGAAUUCUCUCUUGUCUGAAAGCAGAUUGCCUUCAGCUCUUGUGGGAAGAUGUUGACUUGUACGGUGGCGUCUUUUUUUUUAACCUAAUGGUAGAAGUGGCUGGUGAAAUCUAAAAACAAUAUUCAAGGAAAAACUAAUUUUUUUAAAAGAAAAUGGUUUUGGAAAAUUGUGUGAUACCAAAGAAAUGAUGACAAUGGUAGUAUACAAAAAUAUGUUUGUUAUCUGGUGGAUAUUCAUUAUAGCCAUUACACCUUCUUUAUUUGAGUACAAAUUAGAUCAUGUUGUUUGUUUUCUUAAAAAGAAUAAAUCAAAAUCAAAAGGCGUGACAAUGGGGAACACUUGGGAGCAGUGUUUCCUCUCAGCUGAUCAUUUUGUGAGCUACAUUUGAUCACACAGACAGGCCAUAGGUUUUUGUUCCACUCUGCAGAGACUCUGCUGUGAUGUAGGUCUGAGUGAAUUGACGCCCCUGCUUUGUGUCAUCCUGCCACAAACCUUAAUCUUUCAGUGGUAGUUGUAGCUAUAAAGCAAAGGUAAAAAGAGAGAGAAAAAGAGCAAGAUCAGAGAUACUGUUUUUACAAUUAACUGUGUUCUCCAGCACAUUCCACAGCUGAACACAGAACAAAGGGCCCAGGGGGAGAAAUGCUGGAAAAUAAGAUUCAGUGGCUGCAGCUGAAUCAAAGGGGAAAUGCAUGACAGAUGAGAGGGGCUCGCUCCCUCCCCUCUUUUUGUCGGUCACAUCCCUGCAGAGCAGAUCUCCAACACACAACCCAUCUAUAAAAAAAAGUGUUAGAUUGCCUUCAAGUCCUCACGGAAUUAUGACUAUUACGGAUUCCGUUCACACGCUUAAACAAAUUGGUAUUAAUGUGACAUCCAGGAGAUGUAAGGACAUUUCCACAAAGGUAUAUGUGCCAGUAUGUGCUGAAACAUGGCGAUGUUGAUGGCUGAGUAGUAUUAAUUGGACCUACAAACGUACCGGAAAAUAAUGAACUAAUAAUAAUAAUAAUGGAAAGACCUAUUCCAAAAUUAGAGUUGAAAUGCAGCCGAUCGGGAAAACAACCUGCGACAAUUUCCGAAUGGAGUUGCAAUGAGUAGUCACCGACUAUUCAGUUCAAACUUGAGGGCCAAGAAGGAAGAGCGGGAAAUUCCGAGCCGUACCUGAACCCUCCAGCAGUAGUUGGCUGGAAGGGAUGAAGCUGCGUCGCUGGUGUUCUUUUCUCCGCGACAUAUUCAUGUGAGCUGUCGACCGAGCCGUAACGACGUGAGCCACGCGGAGCAUUCUGCAUGGGAAACCACCCUGAACGGACUACAGCAGCACCGAAACAACACGAGCCCAGCUUCUUUAUCCCCGUAAAGCAAGAGAAAAACAUCAGCUGUCCACGUUCGCUGGUGAAGAAAGCGCGUGGGAGGGGGAUGCUUCGCGCGGGCAUAGUGAGAGAAACGCGCGCGCUUAAUGAUAAGUAUUUACACAACUAGCUAAUGAACCAGUAAUUACAUAAGUGGUAGUUAAAAACAGUCGGCGUGGUUCGCGUGUGUGCUAGUUGGCUAGGACAUGGUAGUAUUUAUUCACUAGGACUUUGUUUCGUUUUUCAUCAACGCGCUUUUGGAUUUCUGUCGUUAUCACAAAGCAAGUGUGGAGCCGAGGACGAGGUCCGAACAAUUCAAGACAGACCUGAAUCAGAGAGAGAGAUGACCCUAGUGUUGUCCAUGAAUCCUUUCCUGGACCCAGAGGGAGACCCUCUGCAGCGCCAGCCUAUAUGGGAGUCGGAGCGCUGCACUAAGACCUGCCUGUCCAACGCUGCGCCACCAUGCAGCUCUGUAGAGCAACUCUCACAAGAAACCCCCUGCAAGCGAGUUCCCGACCAUGUUUCAGUAUCGAGGAUCGCAUACUUCAAGAGGAAGUUCGUUGAUGAUGACGAUGAGCCUCGAUUCAGCUUCAGGACGUACUGCCAAACUGUUGCCCCGGUGUUGGAGGAGCGUGCCCACGUGCUGCGCCUCUCCCUGGAGAAGAUGCGCUUCAUCGACGACCCCGAGGCCUUCCUACGGCGCUCCGUCCUCGUCAACAACCUCCUUCGGCGCCUGCGCGCUGAGAUUAUCCUCCAGAGCACGGACUGGUGCUUCCCACCCAACCCGGCCUUCACCACGGGCCCCUGCGUCCCGGCGCCCGGUGCUAACCCUGCCAGCCAGGCGCUCCACGGAGGAGUACCCACCCGGAUCUGCUUAUCGCCCCAAGCCGGGCCGCCCUUCCGUAAGCGCUUCCGAAUGGUCCGCGGAGGACAGGGGGAUCUACGACCCGACUGUGCCCAGACAUGCUGCUGCAUCUACGCGGCGGCGGCCGCUGCAGGACACUACCUCCACCUCCCGUUCUCCAUGUAUGACGCAGCGCUCUCAAACUGCCCGUCCACACCACAUUCUUCCUCUUUUUUUCAACUAGCUAGCCAUAGUAAGUUAGGGCUGACAGUGGCCAUAGAAGAGCAUGACGAUGAGGAUGAAGAUGUUGAGGAGGAGGAGGACGAGGACGAGGAGGAGGAAAAUGAAGAGGAAGAUGAGAGGGAAGAGGAGGAGGAGGAGGAGGAGGAGGAAGAAGAGGAUGAUAGAAGAGAAGCUGGGCCUUCCCUUGAUGUUGUUAAGGACAAGUCGAGCCAGAAAAGUAGGACUAGGAGCUUGCUGGGUCACACACACACAAGGACAGAGGAGGACAACCCCGUGACAGACAGGGUAGGAGAGGAGGAGGAGGAGGAGGGAGAACAGGAGGAGGAAGAGGAGGAAGAUGGGCAGGAUGUGAGACCUGGUCAGUUGGACUCUGAUGCCAUGCAAAGGGAGCUCCACAAGGUGAGCUUCUGGCACCGCAGGGCUCACAGACAAUGAUUGUCUUUACAUUUUACAUCUGUUAGAAUGAAAAUGUAACGAUGACGACAACUGUCAUCAGUUGAAGAAUAUUUCUCCUCAUAGCAGAUGGAGGUGUGAGCUACCUACGCUAUAGUAAUGCCAAGUCAGCUUUAUUUGAAACUACAUUCAACUCUAUUGCUAAUGUUCUAGUCGAAUCAUUUCUUUUUAAAAAAAUACACAGACGGUUCUUGGCCACUGUUGGCCAUUGGAACAUUUUCUUAAACAAUUAUGUCGGCUAAUGUCACAUCUGGUGGGAUCAUAAAUCCCAAAAGUGAGGUGAAGGGUCUCCAAGACCGUUUUCAAGCCCCACAGCACAAAUGUAAAAGGUCUCCAGUGGGGCUUCGUAUUGGUGCACCGGUCUUGUUUCAGGACCCUAAACAAGCCGAUGAAAUGAAGGGUUGUGUGUGUGCUUCUGUGCGUGUGUGUGUGUGUGUGCACCUGUGUUUGCAAGAUAUGAUGUAGCAUUUUUUUAAAAACUUGAUUUUAAGCGAUUCUUUUUAUGUUCCUGUUGAUUUUGGACGCUGUCUCAGGCAAUGGCGAGCUGACUUGUGCUGCAGUGGCGGCACCACGAGUAUUUUAAGAGACAACAAUCGUAAACAUCGAACAAAUACGAAAUCACAAGUUCAAGUGCCUUAGUGUUUUUAUGGAUACAUGUAAACUGUGUGUUAAUGUAAUUGUUCUUGUUACUACGUAUCUUGCAUUCCGAGUGACUGCGUUUGACUCAAACGGGACACGGGCAUGUAGUUAAAUGCAGGGACUCUUUCAAAGGACGAUGAAAGUUCAAAGCAAAUUAAAUUCCCACACCCAAAACGUGUUUGUUUUACUUCAAAAUGCAUGUUUUCUAGCACUACCGGUCUUGACAGUGCACACACUUAAAGCCAACUUUCAAAGCCAGUUGCUGAAGCCUUAAAAAGGCGAACAGCGCUCAAACCCUCCUUAACAUUCGUUACUUUCAGUCAGAGAAGGCUCGCUGUGGUUUGGUUGGUCUGUCCGCUGAUGAGGUUUAAGUCUGUCUGAAGCGUGUUCCUUUUCUACUCGACUGAAAGAAACCAAUCGAGGACAGAUGCAAUACAGAGCCAGUAGUCGACAGAUACGAGCCUUUCUGUCAUGUCGGCAUGAUCAGUGGUUUCUUGUUUGUUGGUAUGUCUCCUUUUUUGGCACCUCUGAAGAUUAAGGGUCCUCACGCUGAUGAUAAAACCCAAACCAAAGUUGUUUCAAAAUGUAAAGAUUACAUCAGUGGGUGUUUUGUUCAUUGUGUGACGUACCUUAAACCUGAGGUGCUAGCAUCGGAUGGUCUCAGUUGGUUCAGGAGGUGGAAUUAUUCCUGCCUUGGCACUUGUCCUACAUUUUCUGUCCGGAUGUAUAAAAUAACAGCUGUGCGUCCCUUAAGACUGUUUUAACAACAGUGACACAUCUACAACCAGACAAGUCGAGUACCAGCCUAUUUCAUUUCAAGACCUAAAUGAUAAAAACCCAGUGACUAUCGGUGGUAUUUUUUUUUUAAGAUUAAAAAAACUGACAAAGCAGUAUUUGUUGAACAUGUAACUGCAAUGUCUGUUAUUAAAAACAAAAAAACAAAAGAGCAAGUCUGCUCCGAUUAAUUCUGUGUGAUGUUCUGUGAAAAGUGUAAAGAUCAGUAAAAGAAAUGUUGAAAAAAAGAAAAAUCUCGCAUUCCUCCUUUUAUUCCCUCGCAUUGCAGCAGUUCACAGUAGGACGAUGUGUGUGUGUGUGUGUGUGAGAGAGUGAGUGAGUGAGAGAGUGUGAGAGAGAGUUCCUGCUCACUGCCUCGCAUCCCAUCUGUCUGAUGUUCAGUGGAGUGCAGUACCACAGCUUAUUGCACUCGCCCAAAUGUCUCUCAGGUGUCACCGUGCCGCUCUAUUGUUGUUAAUCUCUUUGACAUUACGCUCGGAGCAGUCACCUCCACACUGCUCCCUGCACUCCCCGUCGUAUCUAUUGUACCCGCAAUACUCACUUGUUUGAGCAUGAAACACACCAACACACACUUCUACAGCCGAGAGAUAAACCAGGGACAAUUUACCAAAAAAGUAAUGCACUUCCUCACUCACGAUUUCUUGUUAUUAUGACUGCAAUAGACCCUAUAUGUUGGCGUAAUGCUGAGUGUGCAUACACAGUACUGCCGUCCACUGGUAUUACUGGGCUUUAAGUGACUUUGAUCCAGUAAUGGUGUUCACCAUGUGCACCCUAGUUACCGGGUUAUUUCUAAUGCUGUGCAGGUUUUGUAUGACAUUGCUUGGAAGCAGCUAAGCCAUUGGUGUGAAUACUGUAGUGUGUGUGUGUGUGUGUGUGUGUGUGUGUGUGUGU